This is a messenger RNA of Sphaeramia orbicularis (orbiculate cardinalfish), 1712 nucleotides long. Its product is annotated as SPRY domain-containing SOCS box protein 2. Gene Ontology annotation, cellular component: SCF ubiquitin ligase complex. The record is from RefSeq and is a predicted model, not a curated record. NCBI's taxonomy places the organism in Eukaryota, Metazoa, Chordata, Actinopteri, Kurtiformes, Apogonidae. Gene Ontology annotation, molecular function: protein binding. Gene Ontology annotation, biological process: proteasome-mediated ubiquitin-dependent protein catabolic process.
UAGUGGUCUGCGCAUGCGCUCUCUGGAAUUAUGAGCCGUUUUGGGAUCUACUGCGUUUUUAUUUUCUUAUUAAUUAAAAGCCCGAGUUUUAUCCUCUUUAUCUGCUUCGCCAUUUAUGUUUACAUGCAUUACAGAACGAGAUAAGAAGAGAUGCGAGUAGAACCGAAAGGAGGAGGAUGACCUACAUAAUAGCCUGGAUAACAGCACGGUGGAUGUUUUGACUGUGGAUUUUUUUUUUUUUUUUUUCCCCACUGCCCAUCGUUUGUGUAAACACGUCACAGUAGAGCUCGUCCUUGUCUCUGCAGCUCCGUGUGGCGUCAGUCUGAGGUGAUGGACUGUGCUGUUCCAGUUACGGAGGUCGUCCCAAAAACCAGCAGCUACACACCGGGGCGUGUUGCGUUACCGAGCGGCGGUAAGACGCAGGAAAGUCCAGAUAAGAGGCCGAUAUAAACAGCCAGAGACCCGGACACAGACAGACAGUCAGACAGACAGCACCCACCACCGGAACACACUGCACUCACAGCACAAAAGACAAACAGCUGUUACAUCUGACAACACCAAGCAGAAGCUCCAGGUAUCCUGUGCUGCCUGCUCUACUCCCUAGACUGAGAUAAUGGGUCUCAAAUUGUCGGUUUGGGUUGUACAGUUGACAGAGGACAACCCUUCGUCCUCUACUUCGGCUUUCUCUCCACUAGCUGUCUCCACAUCCUCUCGCCUGGAAAUUAUUCUCAGCUCCUCUCCCGUUGCUCCUGGCAACGAACGCUCACAGUGGAGCUCUAGGCACUGCUCCCCUCACUUCCAGCUGUCUGCAUGCAAAGAGGAGGCGACACGUUCACCUGUUGAGCAAAGCAGUGAUGGGUUGAGGGCAGAAACAGGGGUGAGCAGUGGACUUCACGUCUGGGAAGUGCAAUGGAACCCCAACCACAGAGGAAGUCAUGCUGUCAUUGGCAUUUCCACUAUGCACUGUCCCCUCCAGGCCUCAGGGUACAACGUUCUGGUAGGUGGAGAUUCACAGUCAUGGGGCUGGGAACUUAAAACUAAUCAGCUCUGGCAUGAUGGACAGAGUGUUGGACUUUACCCACAGAAGAGGAGGUGUCACUCUGAAGCUCCAGAGGAUUUUAGGAUACAGUCUUUGCAGUCUGUGGGGACUGCUCUUGCCAUUCCAGAGUGUGUCCUGAUGGUCCUGGACUCUGACGCAGGGACUCUGGGAUUUAUUGAUGGUAGCUUCCUUGGUGUUGCUUUCAAAGACCUCCCAUGUGGUAUGGAGCUGUUUCCAGCAGUAAGCAGUGUGAGGGGAGGGGCCAGCAUACGGCUACGAUAUCUGAUGGUGCUAAACGUGAGUACCAAUGAUCCUCCAGCUCUGAUGGCUUUGUGUGGACUUUCUAUCCCAGUUUUGGGUCAACAGAGGCUAAAUCAAACUGACAAACUGCCUCUGCCGCCUUUUCUCCAGCGCCAUCUGCUUUCUAGUCUGUAGUGCACUCUCACACAUACAGAGAUUAAUAGGAUUUUUUUGUCAGUCAAGAACUUUCAAGGCAUCUCCUUUAAUGAUUGAAAAUGAGCCAUUUGUGAGAAAAUAAACUGUUAGAAUUUUCAUAUUUGUAUUUUUCAUAUUAAAUGUUGAGUUUCAAAGCAUUCACAGUUAAUGUAAAAUUUGCUGUACUGAUUUAUAUUUUGUUCUGUGCAAUAAAAUAAAUGACUACCCAGAUGUCAAA